UGACGUGUUGUUGACAUGUCAUAAUGACGUGACGUGUUUCAUAUUCAAUGCACAGCUGGAAAAUAUAAGAAAUUUGCAAUAAUUCUCAAUAAUGCCCAACAAAAGUAGAUAUUUUUCAUCUAAUUUGUAGUUCUGUGCUAACUGCUGAAACUUUGUGUAUUAGUAGAACUUAUAAAAAGCAUCACCAUGGUUUUAAUGACAAUGAUUGCUCGGGUGGUCGACGGCCUGCCGCUAGCCGCUACCAUGCAAGAAGAUGACCAGAGCGGCUGCAAUAUAUUGGAGUACCAAAACCAAGCUAAAAUGCUGUUUAGGAAACUCGGUCCACAGUCCCCGAUCCGCUGCUCCAUUGAGACUGGGCCCUACCUCUUCCACUACUUAAUUGAAAACGAAAUCUGUUAUUUGGUACUCUGUGAACGCAACUACAGCAAGCGACUAGCAUUCAGCUAUCUGGAAGAAAUAUCUCAAGAGUUCUAUCAGCAAUACGGAAAGAGGGUGAACACAGUGACCCGUCCCUACACGUUCAUAGAGUUCGACACGUGGAUGCAGCGCGCGCGGCGGCAGUACGCGGAGGGGGGGGCGCGCGCGCGGCGGGGCGCGGGGGCGGCGGCGGGGCUGGGCGGCCAGCUCGGUGACGUGCAGCGCAUCAUGAUGCAGAAUAUUGAUGAUGUGCUGCAGAGGGGGGCGGUGCUGUCAGAAUUGGACACAAAAACGCAGAACCUCUCGAUGAUGUCGCAAAAAUACAAAAAAGACGCGACGUACCUCAACACCAAGUCCAUGAUCGUCAAGUUCACAGCCGGAGCCGUAGUUUUACUUGUAUUUGUGCUCUAUUUCUGGGUGCUUUAGCUUUACUUUCGAAUAUCACACCUUCGUUUUCGCCAGUUUGGUGCGCUCGGUUGGCUGAGUAGUUCGAUGUACAAAACAUAGAUGGCGUUAGUUGUUGCAUAUUGGAAAAUAAUGUAACAAUGUACUGAAUUCUCUGUGCUAUUUUACAAUGAGACAAUAUUUUAUUGCUUUUAGAAAAUAUUGUGUAUUUCUAUUUCCAAAACUCAAGCCGACCGAGCGAAUUUAUAUGUUGGAGAAUGAUUAUAUUGAUACACGACUGUUGAACUUGUAGGUACAUCAUUCCAAAAUAUGAAUCAUUUUAUCGUGUACCUUUCACAUUAUGUAUUGCAAUAUUACUCAUAGAUACUUUCACGUAAUAAAUCUUUGUACUGCCGCUUUCCCAUGAUAUAGGGUAAUACUCUAUCGUUUAGCUUAUUCGCCAACAUUUAUUAUUAUUAUUACUUCUUGUAUGAUUUAUCACAAAUUCCUAAUUUUGUAUAAAGUAACGGCACACACUUAUAAGACGGUGAUGGAGAGUUGUUUUUAUUUAUCAAUUAUGUAUUGUUAUGUAAAAUGUAUUUAAGAAAUUAAAUGGCAUUCUUUUUCAAA
Molecule: messenger RNA, 1431 nt
Organism: Plutella xylostella (diamondback moth)
Lineage: Eukaryota; Metazoa; Arthropoda; Insecta; Lepidoptera; Plutellidae
Gene: Sec22
Product: vesicle-trafficking protein SEC22
Biological process (GO): retrograde vesicle-mediated transport, Golgi to endoplasmic reticulum; endoplasmic reticulum to Golgi vesicle-mediated transport
Molecular function (GO): SNAP receptor activity
Source: RefSeq, a predicted model, not a curated record